CGUAAAUACAGUGCAGUGGAUUGUAGAUUGCAUUUAUUUCUGUUCUGAUUCCUGAUUCUGGAGUUUCUAGUAGUUGGAAGACAACUUAACUAUCAACUUAAUUUCAAAAUAACAAGACAUUCCAAUAAAUUAAACCACAUUUUUUCAUAUCAGCUCAAAUCUCAAAUGCAUUAUUUGCACAAGUUUAUUAUGUUUGAAAAAUUCGCAACCCAGCUGGAAAAAUCAUCUGUCAAUCCAGUAUCUAUUUUGGGUGGGGUUUAAAUCAUUUUUACCCCAAUUUUUCGUCUUCAUUUUCCUUCCUUAAUUAAAUUUAUCUAGCAAACGGAAUGAUACAAAACUACCCCUGACUGUAUUUAGAAAAAAAUUAUUUACUAAAAGUUCCUGACGUGAAGUUUGAGGUUAGAGUUAGAAAUUCAGGUGACAGUUCUGCAAGAAACCUUUACCUCCCAGUGUUGUCCGGAUUGUUUUUCGUUUAUUUUUGGGCAAAAUCCCUAAAAAUAUCGGGUUUUGUCAAUUUUUCCCAAUAGGAAAGGUUCUCUCGCGAGUUCUACGAGAAAAUUAUGUGAAAAUCUGGACUUUUUGGUCAUCAAAUUAUCUUGUGAAAGUGAUGGUGUAAUUUUCCUAUGGACGCCAUUUUGAUUUGCAGCAAGUUAUUUUAAAAUGAGUCCCAACUAGCCAAAAAAUUGAAUUCAAAAUGGCGCCGGUGCCCCGGCCAGGCAGCCUGCGCGAUCCCGAUAUUGCAGAACUCUUCUUCAAGCACGAUCCGGAGAAGAUCUUUGAGGAUCUGCGGGAAAUUGGCCAUGGCAGUUUUGGGGCAGUUUACUAUGCAAGAUGUCUCAUUUCGAAAGAAAUUGUUGCCAUCAAAAAGAUGUCAUUCAAUGGCAAACAGAGUUUGGAAAAAUGGCAGGAUAUUUUAAAGGAAAUAAGGUUUUUGAAGCAACUAAAGCAUCACAACACAAUAGAAUACAAAGGAUGCUACUUAAAAGACAGCACCGCUUGGUUAGUAAUGGAAUACUGUCUUGGCAGUGCUUCGGAUAUCAUUGAGGUGCACAAAAGACCUUUGAGGGAGGAUGAAAUAUCAGCUAUUUGCGAUGGCGUAUUGAGGGGGUUGAAUUAUCUGCAUGAAUUCGGAAGGAUUCAUCGGGACGUCAAGGCUGGAAAUAUUUUGUUGACCGAAAAUGGCACUGUUAAAUUGGCAGAUUUCGGAAGUGCAUCUAUUAAAUGUCCGGCUAAUUCUUUUGUGGGUACUCCCUAUUGGAUGGCACCUGAGGUUAUUUUGGCGAUGGACGAAGGUCAGUAUGAUGGUAAAGUAGACGUCUGGUCAUUAGGCAUUACAUGCAUAGAAUUAGCCGAACGUAAACCACCCUAUUUCAAUAUGAACGCAAUGUCAGCAUUAUAUCACAUCGCCCAAAACGAUUCUCCAACAUUAUCUGCUACCAAUGAAUGGACGGACGUUUUCAAACACUUCGUCGAGGCUUGUUUACAAAAAUCCCCCCAUCUUCGGCCCAGUUCUGAACAACUCCUCAAACACAUUUUUGUGACCAGACAAAGAUCACCCAACGUCCUCAUAGACUUAAUCCAGCGUACCAAAGCAGCAGUAAGGGACUUGGACAAUUUAAAUUAUCGCAAAAUGAAAAAGAUCCUUAUGGUGGAUAAUUGUGAAACCGAAAGCAAUAUUGAUUCACUGCCCGAUGUGGAUGAUGCUCCCGAAGAACCUACAGGAGGCGAUAGUUCAAAAAGUAACUCAGUUACGUCUGAGCAUUCUGUACAUUCAGUUGGUGUAUCGGCUAGUAGUCAGUCUAGCAGUACAAAUAGUCUACCUGCAGGCGGGGAUGAUGGUACUGCUAGGCGUCAUCACAGGCCAAUAAAUCAUGCAGCAGCUGCUGCAUUAAGUGAGCACGCAAGUGGUAAUAAUUUCGCCACAAUCCGCACCACCAGUAUAGUAACCAAGCAACAAAAAGAGCAUAUGCAAGAGGAGAUGCACGAGCAAAUGUCUGGCUAUAAACGUAUGCGCAGGGAGCAUCAAAGUGCUUUGAUGAAACUUGAGGAUAGAUGUCGAAUGGAAAUGGAGAGCCACAAGAAUCAAUUGGAUAAGGAAUAUGAUGCUUUGUUGGCGAAUUUCAGUAAGGAAUUGGAGAAAUUACAGACUAGGCAUCAGCAAGAAUUAGAAAGAAAAGGCAAACAAAGUGCUGCUCUAGAGAAAAAGCUAAUGAAAGAUAUAACUGGUCGACAAGAUAGUGAUAGGAAAGCAUUCGAGGCCCAUAGGAAAAAAGAAUACAAAGCGAACAAGGAAAGAUGGAAAAGAGAAUUAUCACAAGACGAUUCAACACCUAAAAGACAACGGGAUGCUACUUUACAGACUCAUAAAGAGAAUUUAAAGCAAGUAGAUGCCCAAGAAGAGCAGCGGAUGAUCAGAACACAACGUGCCGAACUAGAUUUAGAAUUAAGGAAGUUCAGAAGAAAACGACUGAUGGCUUAUCACCAACUAGAACAGGAUUUGCUACGACAAGAACUUCAUAAACGACAACAGCAGCUUGAACAGGCCCACUCAAUGUUGCUAAGACAUCACGAAAAAACGCAAGAACUGGAAUACAGACAACAGAAGGCUGUGCACGCGUUGCGCGAGGAACAAGUUAAAAAUCAACACGACACAGAGCUGGCCAAUCAGUCUGAGUAUAUGAAAAGGACGGAGCGGGAGUUGCGCAAAAAACACGCGUUGGAAUUGAAACAGCAACCGAAAUCUUUAAAACAGAAAGAGAUGUUGGUGCGCAAGCAAUUCAGAGAAACUUGCAAAGUGCAAACAAAGCAGUACAAAGCUCUGAAAGCUCAAAUUUUGAUGAGCACCCCCAAAGAACAACAAAAAACGGUAAUCAAGAAGCUUAAGGAGGAACAGAGAAGAAAAUUGGCACUUUUAGGAGACCAAUAUGAACAAAGCAUCGCUGAAAUGCUGCAGAAACAAUGCAUUAAACUUGAUGAAUGUCAAGAGCUUCAAUGUCAGCAAAUGAAAGAAAGAUUACAAUACGAGCUGGAAAUUUUGAUAGCAUAUCAGAGUAAGAACAAAAUGCAGGCGCAAGCGCAAAGGGAGCGCGAAAAGAACGAAUUGCAAGAGAGGGUGGAGGUUAGAAGGGCGCUUUUAGAACAAAAGAUGUUGGCUGAAAAUCAAAGAUUCAUUGAGGAACGAGGAGAGAGGAUAAGGAUAUUGCACGAAAAACAGGAAAGGGAGUUGGAGGAGUUUGAUGAGGAAUCUGUUAGGCUUGGAUUCAGUGCAUUAGCUAUAGCAGAAAUGUCCUUGGCGCUAGGCGAACUAUCCAGAGACGAUUUUGAUGGAGAAACUAGUCUGUCAGGCUCUAUGCUCAGUCUAGCACAUUCGAAUAGUUCCACCAGUUUUCCACCGAAUUCAGUUUAGUCGUAAGCCCUAGGAAUUAACAAACAAACUAUUUAAACUGCUUUAGCUUUUAUUUUUUAUUUUUAUUUUUUUGAAGAAAAUAGGAGCUAAAAUUUGAGAAAAACUAAACACUAGCAGUUGUAUGCAACAUCUUCUUUUAACUUAAAAGCACUUUUUGAAACUGGUUCUUUAAAAAAAUUGUAUGGAUUAGAAUACAUAUUUUUAAAAGUGACCAGUUUUAAAAAGCGCUUUUAAGUUAAAAGAGGAUGUUGCAUAUAGCUGUAGGACCCACUGUUAAUAUUAAACACAAUUUCUCAAGAAAUGCGGGGUUCUAGGGAAAUUAUGACAGGAUUGGUUCAUUUGAACUACUAUGUUUUUAAUCAAAAAGAGCUUAUUUUUUGGAUUGACGAAGCAUGUUAACUGAAAUUUAAAAAUUAUACCUAUCUAGAUUUAAAAGGAACCUUUUUUUCUGUUAUAUUGAUUGCUGAUUUUUAUAUUUUGUUGACAUGUAAUUUAUGGCAUACAACAGCAGUCUUAAUAAAUCUAUCUACCUAUCUAUAUACAUGAGCGAGUUAGUAAAAAUCUUUCUGAUCUUAAAGUUCAAAAAGGACUUAAGGCGGGUAUUAUAAAACUAUUUUGAUAGAAAACUAAAAGUUAACUUCCGGAAUUUCAUAGUAAUUUCAGCAGUUAAUUUCUAGUUUUCUGUCAAAAUAGUUUUAUAAUACCCUCCCUCAGUCAGUUGACGAGUAGGAAUUGGCAAGAGCAAGUCACCAUCUCUCGCUGAGGUGGAAGCCCCAGGAUUCUUGAACAGUAAUAGUCUCAAUCACAAAAAGGAAGGUUAGAGUUAAAAUUCUUGGUGAAAGAAGAUCAGUCCUGCAUGAUCUCUAUAUCUGCGAUGAAAUGUACAGCCUUUUCUACAAAAAGCACACUCAGAAGGUUCCAAAAUGGAAUUCCAUAUCGGAGUAGCGAUUCGAAUCAGGCAAAAUAUACCGCACCUAACUUGCCUCUUACAGCCCUCACAGCAAAAUAUCCCGAUGAAAGCUUCCUGCCCAACUUCAAAACGGAGCUCCCCAAACGCCCAGAAAAUUCCAUCUCUUCUUGGCUGCUGCUGAUACAUGACUUCCCUCAUUAUUGUAGUUAGGAACUAUUGUAAUUUGCGAUUCCUCAUCUGAACUAUCUGAUAGAGGCUGAGGUAUUAUCGCAUGUUUGAUUUUCCUGGUUUUUCUGGCGGGGAAGAUGCUUCUUGUCUUAGUUGAUUCCGGACCAUACUGGAUUUCUAUGUUAUUUCUUAAAAUGUUGCAAAGGGUACUAAGACAUGGGACUUGAAGGGAUAUUGGGUGAACCUCAAUUGGUUUGAUAUGUUCAAGAGAACUACUAGAAAGUAAAAUUAAUGCAAAUCGACAUUCAAAAAAUACCUGCUUUGUAGAAGUUGGAUGGCAAAACCAAAAUUCAGUCAAUUUUGAGAAAUUUUCUUAAACUGAGAAAUGUUCAUCUGUACAACAAGCAGCUCCGUGAUAUUGUCGGAUCGGACUUUUGUUAAAAAUCCGAUCCUAAAGUGAAAAUAUACUUUUAUAUUUUCUUACCAAGAUCUUCCUUGUUUUCUCUAUUUAAAACUUCUGAUAACCAUUAAUUCAAAAGAAACUAGAUAAUCAGUUUAAAUCAAAUUUAUUUCUAUAAGAUGAGCGAAGCGAAAAUAUAAUUAUUUGAUGGAUAAUUGGAUAUUGAGUUUAAAUAAUAAAGAUAAUUAUAAGUUUCAAAUAAGUUCUUACUUGCUAAAAUAAUGGGAUUAAAUAUAAGGCAAAAAUAUGUAAUUUUGCUUUGUUUUGAUUGGGGUAGGAUCGGAAAAAAAAAACACCAACGGAAGUUUGUUUUCUUCAAAAUUGUCGACGUUUCGCAAAAUUUAUUUGCAUCCUCAGGACAUUCAAAAAUAUGUAACUUCUAAAUCUCACAAUUCGAGAAAGAAAUAAUAAAUAAAAUACCACUUACGGUGUUGGCGGAAAGUAGAUUUUUUCUGGGAUGAAGUGUUCCAUCACUACAUAGUUCAAAUAGUUUUACUCAGCUGAUAAUUUCGAAAUGCAAACUAGCAGGGUAACUUUCUGCACUUGAAGAGUUAAGUAAGAGCUACCCACUUUACGCCAACAUGCAUUUUUAUACAAAAUUUUCAUCAGGAAAAUUACCCUCACUAUCCUACCUUCAGUGUCGUACCAUGAUUUGUUACCAUUUGUACAAAAUUAAUAAAUAACAUGUUUAAUCCCUAAAACACAAGUUAGAAUGAGACAAUCAUAAAAUUAGGACUGACUUAGCACAUUUCCAGCUUAGUCUGCAAUAAUACUAGCGGAAAAGUCGCCCCUCAUACACAUCCCCACUCUCCUAGAUGUAAUCCUGUUGUCCUCCCAUUGGUACUACGUCAACUUCCAAAAUCCCACCAUUCAUACGGAGGAGGAUUCAACUGGAACUGUUGAGGCUAGGCAAGCCAUAGGGAAGUCAUAACCAUAGGCGGAGAAUUAUUUUUCUGCCGUUGGCUAAUUCCCGACAAUAUAAUCAGUCAUACACCAUGGAAAACUCGCUGGCAAGACUCAAGAUUUUACCGUGAAUAUAUUUGGGUCUAAAAUAAUCAAACUCAUCCAUGGUCCCCGUUUCUUGAAAUCUUUAAGCUUCCCAUUUGCAUACUCAACAAUAUAGACCAUCAUCUGAACUAUCUGGUAGAGGCUGAGGUAUUAUCACAUGUUUUAUUUUCCUGGCGCGGGAGAUGGUUCUUCUCCUAGUUGGUUCUGGAGCAUACUGGAUUUCUAUGUUAUUUCUUAAAAUGUUGAGAAUGGUGAGACAUGGGACUUGGGAUAUGGGAUAUUGGCUGAACCUCAAUUGGUUUGAAAUAUUCUAGAGAACUACCAGAAAGUAAAAUUGACGUAGAAAAAUAUGGCAAAACCAAAAUUCCAUCAAUUUUCAGAAACCUUCUUAUAAAUGAUACAUAUUCAUUUCUACAAGCUGCUUCGCAAUAAAUUCAGUCAUAUACCAUGCAAAGCUCUCCGGAAAGACUCAAGCAGUGACUGUGAACAAAUUUGGGACCACAAAAAUCGAACGGCCCCCGUUUCUUGAAAAUCUUCAAGCUUUUUAUUUUCAUACUUGACCAUAUCGGGCCUGUACUUCUAUGUCAUGGUUGAUGCAAUUGGAAUCCAAAAUCAGUCCGGCCAUAGGGCUCAUAAGGCCAGAGUCUGAUCCAAGAUUUACGAAAAAUAAUGUUGGUUUCAAGUUAGAGCCUCCAUAGCUACGGCGUAAAUACAUGUAGAGGAGAUUGCAUAAAAAGUAGUACGUAUGCUAAGCUUCAAAUUCUUGAAGUUUAUACUAAACUAAUAAGCAUGUACUACUAACUAUGGAGAGUAGUAGUAAGUGCGUUAGUGUAGUACAAACUUCAAGAAUUUUGUAAAUACUUGAAGCAGUGGCAUUUUUAUGUAUUCCUCCCAUUCUGGAUUUUCAAGCUGUGUUGUCGUGUGCACUGACCCUGAUUAUGUGACGGAAAUAUUCAGCCCUGUCCGCUACUCUAAACAUUCUCUCGACUGGGACAGAUUCAAUAUAGGCUUGAAUUAGAAGGCUGAUCGAUAUUAUUUUUACCAGAACCUGAGUCUGAUAUGAUAUGUUGUAUUGCUAAUUGACUUUUACAGGGAGCUGUCUCAUGAAUCAUUAUGGAAAUAAACUUGGCUCCUUAAAGGCAUCUUCCUAUAAUAGUCAGUUAGUUUAGGCAAAAAACAAAUAGUUAUUAAUGAACCAAACUUUUUAUUGAAUUUUUAUAACGCCAAAUUUAUAAUUUAUUUAUUAUUAUUAUUUCCUAAAAUUUUACAUGUUUUUUUUUUCAACAUGUAAUUUGGAUUUAGGCCAGAUUUUUUUCAUUGGUACAAUACUAUUGUCAAAACUUCUUGCCUAAAUAAUUCAGUUAAUGACAUUUUGAUCUAAAUUAAAAUAAAGCUGGAAAUCACGUAUCAAUGAACAAGCCAGGUUUUUUUAAAAUAAUUCAUUAAAUGAAUACUCUCUUCAGAAUAAAAUAAAAAACUAAAAUACAUAUUUUCAAUAUGGCUAUGCCUGUCAUAAUUAUCCAGGACAUUUGAUGUUGGGUCAUUACUGUUGGUUAGAUAAUAAUAGAUUAUUACUAUACACAAUUUUGCAUUAAUAUCACCCACUACCCACUACCUUGCUUCAUAUAUGGGAUAUUAGAUAUCAGAAAAAUUGAUUGUUUUUUCCAGGGAAAGUUUUUAGAAGCUCCUAGCAUAAGUUAAUAAUUGCAAUAGUGUAAAUAUUAUUAUAUAAAUAAUAGGUACCCAAAAUGAAUCUUAACUUGUAAUUUGUCAGGUUUUAACAGUGAAAGUAUGAGAAUGUUUCAACAUAUCAUUGGAUUUUGAGUGAAAAAAUACAUAAAUUAUACACAAACAUAGAAUAUUUAAAGUUUCUACAAUAAAUUCGAAUCAACUGUCAAUUUGAAAUAUUUAAAGAGAUACAUAUAUAUGAAAAAAUGGGAUUUUUUCUUAUACACAUAUUUCGGAAAUUAUGUUGGUGAUUGGAUAUUAAAUUUUUGACUAAGUGCAGUCUAUCACAUAUUGUUUGCUGAUUUUAGUGCAAUUUGCCAGGCCAUUUGGAUGAGACUUGAGUUUGGUCUGGUUCUAAACCAUAUCCCAUCACUAAAUCAUUAUAGUGCUGUGGACUUGGAUAUAAGUUCUUCUCAUACUGUUAGCAAAAAACAAAUAGUAGGUACACAUAACAAUUCUAUAACUAUAAAAAAAAAAACAUCACAAAUGGAUGGAAUUUGGUCAGAGUAAUAUGAAUGUAGGUAUCUAUUUUCUUGCUUUAAAAAAAAAGUAGAAAUAUACCUAAAUUUGUUAUUUUGCUCAGAUCUCAAGUUGGGAAAGUUUAUUUUAUUGUUGUGUUGAGUUUUUAUAAGACAGAAAUUGGUUCAUUUUCUUUUAGUCUUUUGUUGGGAUAAGUUGUCUAUGCCGUAGCUAUGGAGGCUUUAACUUGAAAACGGCAUUGUCUUUCCUAAAUCUUGGAUCAAACCCUACUCAAAUUCUACAUAAACUGACAUUGCUCUAACCCUGGAUUCUCACGUCAAAUUCCAAUCCAAGACAAAAUUGCUAUAACAUUAAACAUCUAAGUUUUGUACUCAGUCAGGUAUGUUCCAUUUCCAGUUCGUAUUGUUCGCAUAAUCUAACCUUGAGUCAAGGCAAUUUAUAUUUAAAUUAUAUAUAAGCACUACUUUUAAAAUAAUUGAAAUUAUUAUGUUAAGAAAAAUCCGAGUUUUCCAAGAUUUAAUAUAGAAAAAUGUUAAUCAAACAUCUUCCUUGUCUUGCCCUAUGUCUGCUCUCGGAUAUAAUCUGGUCGGUGGUAUAUCCGUUGCUAAGGGCUCUAUAGUUCCAUCGCCACUGAUUCCUGGUUUGCCGGUUUUGGACUCUGUCGCCCGGCGUGGUAUUGAUAUAAUAGCCGUCCGAUUAUUAUACCGCAUGCGACAGUUACGAUCGUUGUCGCACCGGUGAUAUAUGAAUGAUUUUCCACCUUUUUCCAUACUUUAUCUUCAAGUUGCUGACCUAGGAGCACCUCAUUAACUUUGACUUGGUCAGGUCGUCGUGAUUUAUUGUGAAUACAGGUUCGUCUUCAAAUUCGGUGACGUCGGAGGUCAUUGUGCGGUUGCUAAUGUGUGAAUUAAUUUCCACCGUUGACGAUUUUGAGUAGCUUGCAAUUACGGAUGCGGUACGAUGCAAUCUGAUAUUUUUUAUUAUACUGGUGCUGUUCAAUAGUUUUCGCAGAUUCCGUUGAAUGUGAUCGCAAUGUUGGCUGAGCAUGGUGUAAUAUACAGGGUGUCCCACGGUGGAUGGCGUAUUAGACGUUUAUGGAGAACUAAAAAGCGGAUCAUUUUGAAAAUUUGACAACCGGGAUAAACGACCAGGAUCUACACUUUAAAAAUAUUUUUGUUUAUGCGGUGUUGCCGCUUCUACUCUAAACUAGUGGCAACAUCGUUAUUUUAAAUGGAACACCACCAACUUGGGCUUGCUUCAAUAUUCUUGACAGUGGCUGGUUUGCGAACGUACGUGGUUUUUCUUUCAGUAGAUGACUGCAUAUCUUCGUGAGUUAGUUGGUAGUAGUGUUGGUUAUUGUAGUCGACUGCAAUGAUAUUGUUUGUGACGUCUAAUGCCCAAUGGCCAAUAGGAUUCAUUUUGUAUGCGAAGUGGUAUCGGAAAUGCUUUCAUCAGUACAUAUUCUGCUAUAUCUCAAUGGUGAAGUAUGCAUAUAUAUCCUGAACCAUUCUUUUCCGCCUCCUCCGCGACUGUUCUCGCCAGAUUCCGCCAUAUCCUCAGAUGUGAUGGCAGCUUCCCAUUUACCUCUUUGAUUAUCCUGGAUGCAUGGACAGGUGAUAGUAGUAUGUAUAUUUAUCCUCCCUGGUAAAUGACUGUUAACAGCUUGGCGUAAUAGUUGCUGAGUUCCGAUAUAUAGUUUGACGCUAAUUGGUAUGCACUCAAAACACGGAUGUUUAGGGUGUUGGUAUUUGCUGUUCUCUACUAUGCUCUCAUGUCAUUCAAGGCCUUGAGUCGCUUGUUGAGUUUUUCUUGAAAUUUCUGUAGUUGUGUAUCAAUUUUAAUUUUUGUGUCGUUGAUUUUUGAACGGCUGACAUCAUUAAUCUCCUUUGAUGUUUUGAUGCUUUAAUCAAUUCUUCUUGAUUGUCUUGAAGACUGUCGAUGUCCUUGAACACUUCCUUAUUCACUCCAAAUACUGCUUUCAUAAAUUUGUCGAGGAUCCCUCAUUUACUUGUGCGUGUUGAGAAAAAGCCGUUUGUGAAUAUAUCUCAUUUUUCUCAGUCAGAUCAUGUGCUAGUGAACUGCAUUGCGUUUCUGCGGACAAUUUUUUUGCUAGGUCGCAUAACUUUUCAAAGUUGUCUAUAACUUCUGUCACUUUCCUAGCAUCGUCCGUGGUUCUUAUUUUGUUGAUAUCUAGCUGUAAUCCGAAUUUCCCUUAGUUGAUUCUGGAUGUGCCCAAGUGUUAAUAAAUAAUCCUUUUUCUGGAUAGUGUAGUGUAUAGUUUGGGUUGGUGUCCUAUGCACAAUACGAACAUUGUACAUAGGAUUCAUAUAGUGGAAUUUUCGUUUUUUUCUUUUUAUAGCCUCGAACUUUUUGAGCCUCUCUGGUAGGAGCCGUUUUUGGAAGUGGAAUCCGUUUCCUCCUCUUCACAUGGUAAUGGAAUUAGUUUGGUAAUAGCUCUUUUCAGUUAAGUUGUGCCUUUUUGUAGGGUGGCGACUCGUACUAACCCAUCGUCGCCAGGGUGCACUUCAGUAAUUCUUGCUAGAUUCUCUUAGUGUUCUUUCCCUUUGUUUCGUGAUUGUAGCCUCUGUAGGUAUUCUGUUGACCACGCUUUCUGAAAAUCUCUUCUCAUUUUUUGACCCACUUUCCAUCUAUUUCCUAAAUUGCUACUGUCCAAGCCUUGCCUAUCAGAAAGUGUCGGUGUGACGACAAUUUCGUCGUCUGUGUUUUCGCUUAACACAGUGAGGGGGCGGAAAUUUGAACAUGCCUCUAUUUGAUAUGCUAACGUAGGUAGUUCUUCAUAUGUCAAUGUUGUUUCUCCGAUGACUCUUUUGUUCAGAUGAUGCUUUAUGGAUUUAACAUUUAACACCUGCCUCCCAGAGCCCUCCAAAAUGUGGAGAUGCUGGUGGAAUAAAGUGCAAUUUUGUCCCUAAAGUGUUGACAGUGUUCUGUAAUUCUAGUGAUUUCAUCAAUUUUAAUAUUUCUUCAUUGAGUUGAUUAGCUGCUCUUACGAAUGUUGUGCUAUUGUGCACUGAUCCCGCCGAGCCCUCAAUCUCCUUAGGGCUGCUAAGAAUGUUUCUGUUGUCAAGUCCCUGACGAUUUCUAUGUGUAUCGCCUUUGUUGCCAGACAUACAAAAAUAGCAAUGUAGCCUUUGUAUGACUUGUAGCCUCUCCCUUUAGUUGCUCGAACUGGAAUGGGCCCUGCGUAGUCAAUCCCUGUAUUUGAAAAUGGUGGUGAUGGAGUUACUCUUUCCUUCGGUAAAUCGCCCAUCAAUUAACAUGCAUCUUAUAACUCUUUUCGCAUUGAUUAUCCAAAAUUUUUGUCUAGUGUAUGCUAGAGUGAGCUGGUUGCCUCCGUGCAGGGUUUUUGCAUGGGCUUCUUGAAUGAUCCUUGUAAAAUGAUUAUUUCUUGGGAGAAUAAUUGGGUGUUUUUCGUUGUACGGAAUCUCUGCGUUUUUUAAUCUGUCUUCCACUCGUAGUAUACCUUGCCUUCUUGGUCGAAUAUUGGAUUCAAAGUUUUUAGCCUACUUUUUUUUGUCUAUGUUCUUCUUCUCUUUCAGGCAUUUUUUUUUCUUCAUCAAACUCUAUCUCUUGUACGCAUCUGAUGAUCAGUGUCUUUUGUUAUUCAUCGGGAGACAAGUUCUCUUUUCGUGAGUUUUUCAUCAUUCUUCUGCAAUAUGACAAUACCUUCGUCAUUUUCGUAAAAAUGUUGAAAAUCUUCACCAGAAAUCAUCUUGUAGCGCAACUUGUGCCUGGUGGCACUGUGUUCGUUUGGUUCCUUCUGUGAUUUUCGGGAUGUAGGUGUAUUUUGGCCAACUUUCUUCAUUAAUUAGCCAUUCGGGUCCUGUCCACCACAGGUUUGAAUUUUUUAAUGUCUCUAUGCUGAUGCCUCGUGAAAUGGCAUCGGCUGGAUUCUCGCUCGAUUUAACGUGACUACAUUGUGUCGGCGGUAUUUUCUUCGAGACUGCUGCGACUCGAUUGGCGAUGAAUGUAUUCCACCGUGUAAGAUCCCCUUUUACCCAGCCUAGGGUUAUCAUUGAGUCAAUCCUAUGCGUAGAUCUUGAAAUUUUCUACUAGUUUUUUGGGAGCAUGCUGGUAGUUUUCUUUUUCAUCUUGUGCUAGUUGAUGUAAUGACCUGCGGCUGUGCCAUAUGUUAAGGUGGUUAAUCGAUAUUCUUGAGGUGGCAGAUUUACGUCGAAUCCCCAUAUUAUGCGUUGGUAUUGUUGGUCUUCUGGAUGGAUCAUUAUCAUUCGAUAUAUUUUUUCAAUAUCUGUUAUAAAGGCCACUCGGUGUCUUUGCCAACGUAGUAAUAUAUCUGCAAGGUCGUUUUGUUUGUGAUGCGUUACUGGUUUAAAUAAUAAAUUUUGAUUUGAAAGUGGACUGUAUUUUAAUAUGAAAUCAUGAAAAACAUGGAAUUUUGAGUCGAACAGCGCUCGGUUGAACUUACCGACAUGGACGCUUGUUGCUAACUGAACUCUUCUCGUCUCGUCGUCUCCUUCUCCAACAUGAAGGCAAUGCUGCCACGUCUUCCAAAUAUCUAUGUUUAUCCUAAACCCAAAAAUGCUUAUAAUUUUUCAAUAACACAGUAAAAAAAGCAGGUCCGUAUUUAAAAAAAAUAAAUUGAUGAUGAUUCCAGAAGAACGAAACGUUGGAUUUUAAAUUCAAUACCGCUCUCAUGUAGAGAAUAAAAAGUGACAAUGGGAAUCUGAAAUAAGUUUUUCAAAAUAUACAGUGUCAUUACUUAAGUGUGCAACAUAUGGGAUUUUUUUUAGUAAUAGCACAAUCAAAAUACAAACAAGGCCAAAAGUUGGCGCAUGUCUGAUAAUCAUAUUAGGUGCACUCAGAAUGGUUGCAAGUCAAACAGCAUACAGGGUGGCUCAAAAAAUAUCAAAAUUCUACUAAUAUUUACUUAAAUAAAAUAAAACUUUUGCACUCUAAGGAGAGUUUUUUUAAUAUGGCUAUUAUCAUUAGUAAUGUUUUUGUCUUAUCUUAUGUGUGGUUAGGAGGAGGAGGUUGUGAAUUAAACGACGUUCUAGUGGACACUGAAUAUAUGAUUUAUUGUAAAUCCGCAGGUUGACAAUUGACAUUAACCUACGUCAUGUGACGAGGUGUGCGUUCAUGUUCAUACUUUACAUCUCCCUUCUUAAAUUAAGACUUAAUUACAAUAUACAAAUUACAAUUAAUAAAUUAGUAUCACAGAGACAAGAAUCACAUUUUAUCACUAGUAUAGCAGUAACAUUUACAAUGCUGCAUUAACUGCUGUUCCAUGAACAGAACAUACAAUGCUGUAACAAUUCAAAAUUACAAACAACUCAAAUUAAUCCCAAAACAAAUACGACUGUUUGUACAGCCUUUUAGCACCUAGAUUAGAACUACAGAGACGCUAUGUAACCUUCAAUGCAUACAACACAAAUUACAGCCAAUCUUCUCCUCUCUUUUUAUGACAAAAAAAAAAUCUAUAAAACUUUGUUUAUUGUGUAAUAAACGCAGUAAUGAGUUUUGAAAUGAGGUACAUAAAUCAGCUCAUUUCAAUAUUAGUUUUUAAGAAGGAAGGAAAUUAAUUUACAGAACAAUGUUACUUAUAGAUAUCUGAGUAUCUAUAUGGUCGUUUUAUAACCCUACCAAAUUUAUUUACAAAAUUUUCUGGAACCAAAGUUGGCUCUUGAGUGUCCUGAUCGGAACUAGAACAUAAACUAGAACUAUUAUUUUCAUUUAAUACAGUUUCUUCACACAUUUUAAAGGAUUCGUCACUAUUAUCUAUGCUAUGAUCACUUUUACAAACAUUUGAGACAUCACUAUUACUAUUAAUACUAUUUUCUAGAACGUCAUUUUCUGAAACUUUUGCACUACUUGCUAGGUGUCCUCUAGCUUCUGAGUUAGGCAUGCAAAUUCCAAAUUUAUUUGGAUUAGUCGUUUGAGGUUCAACAGAUUCACAAUCAGAAUUACGUUGUUGAAAAAAUUCCGUCACCAUUGUCUUGAUCAAUAUUCUCGUUAUUAAUAUUUUCUGCAUUAUCUUCAUGAACUGCAAUGUAAUUUGGGUAUUGAAAUGAAUUAUUUAUACUUUCAUCAGCAAGUUUUUGCUGGUUGUCAAAAUUAUGCUUUUUAAAUGGUCUGAUAAAUCUACGAUUUCGAAUAUAUGAUCUUCCAUUGAUCAAGACAACCUGGUAAGAUUUGUUGGGUAACACUCUAUUAAUUUUACCCUCCUGCCAUUGGCCCUUAGGCUUUAAUUGAAUCAUAACAGUUUCAUCACAGUCUAAUUUUCUAAGAUCUCUGGUACCUUUUUUAUCAUAAUAAAACUUUUGAUUGUUUCGAGAUUUUUUAAUGAAAUUUGAAUAUUUGUUUUUCUGAUACAUUUUAGAUUUAAAUUUAGCAUUGGGCAAGGGCAAUAAAGAUCUAAGAUUUCUACACAUAAGAAUGUUAGCAGGUGUAUUAUGACCAUCAAUAGGAGUAUUUCUAUAAUCCAAGAGAGCCAAAUAGGGGUCUUUAUUGUCCAGAAUACUUUUUCUUAAUAUUGAUUUUACAGUUUUAAUAGCCCUUUCCACAGCACCAUUACUUUGUGGAUAUCUUGGUGAGCUUCUGAUGUGAUUAAAUUCAUAUUGCUUAGCGAAUCUAGCAAACUCAAAACUAACAAAUUCAGGGCCUGAAUCUGACAUGACAGUCAUUGGUAUUCCAAACCGUCCAAAACAUGAUUUUAAUUUACAAAUUACAUUAUAACUUGAAAGAUCCCUAUUUAGAUUCAUGACAUCAACAAAUUUAGAGUAGUAGUCAACUAAAAGAAGAUAUGACUCGUUAAACAAAUGAAAAAUAUCCACUGCAACCUUGCUAAACGGAAUCUCAUCAAACCCGUGAGAAGUCAUAGGCUCAGGCAUCUGACUCUUUUGAUAAGCCUGACACAAGUGGCAUGAUGUUACUAUAUCUUGAAUUUGUUUAUUCAUGCCUGGCCAGAAAAAAGAAAGGCGAGCUUUAGCCAGACAUUUAUUUAUUCCCAUAUGAAUAUAGUGAAUUUUAUUCAAGAUAUGAGCUCUACUAUCUUUAGGAACAAUCAACUUUUGGCUCUUAUACACCAAACCAUCUAUGACAUUAAGUUCACCUCUUACUUUAUAAUAAAAUUUUAAGUGAUUUGGUAUCUUUUUAUAACAAUUCGGCCAGCCAUUAUUUAUGAAAUCAAUGAUAGCUUUGAGGUCCCUAUCUUUCUUUGUAUUAUUUUUUAAUUCCAAAAUUCUAUCCUGAGUUGCAUUUAAUUGCAUAGAAAUUAAACAUACAUGUGCCUCUACUUCAAUAUCCAGAUUUUCAUUAAAAGUUUUUUCUUGCUCAAAGGCUCUACUCAGAGUAUCAGCUAUAAUCAACUGUUUUCCUGGUUUAUAAAUCAAAUCAAAGUCAUAUUUCCUCAAUUGAAUCAAGAUACGUUGUAACCUAGCAGGACAUUCGUUAAGUGGCUUUUUAAUUAUGUGAAUAAGAGGUCUAUGAUCUGUUUCCACAAUGAAAUGUUUAGCAUAUAUGAAUUGAGAAAAUCUAUCAAUGCCAAAAAAAAUGCUCAGUAAUUCUUUCUCUAUUUGACUAUAUCUUUGCCGAGUUGCUGUAAAAGAUCUUGAUGCAUAUGCACAAGGCUUACCCAUCUGCAUCAAUACAGCACCCAUACCCUUUUGACUAGCAUCUACUGAAAUAGUUGUAACUUUAUGUAUAUCAAAAAAUUGCAAACAUGGGCUUUUACACGCCAUUUCUUUCAACCUCAAAAAUGCUCUUUCAUGCACAUCUAACCACUGAAAAAUUACGUCUUUCUUUAAAAGAUCUCUCAAGGGGGCCGUUAUUACAGAUAAACUUUUAAUGAACUUUCCUAUAUACGUUAUACAUCCCAAAAAUCUCUGCACAUCAGUUUUAUCUCUGGGCCUAGGCAUAUUUUUAAUAGCCUCAAUCUUUGAACCGUCUGGUUCUAAUCCCUUCUCUGAAACCUGGUGUCCCAUAUACUUGACUUUGUCAACAAAAAAAUUAAAUUUAUUUCUAUUAAACCUGAUGCCCUUUGUUGCAGCUGUUUCAAAGACUUUUUUCAAAAUUCUAUCAUGUUUUUCUGGGGAAUCUGCAUAAACUAUUAAAUCAUCCGCAUAUAUACUACAUCCAUCAAUAUCACCAAAAAUCUCAUUCAUUCUUUCUUGAUAAACUUCUGGGGCACUAGUUAACCCAUAUGGCAUUCGCAAAAAACAAUAUCUGCCCCAAGGCGUUCCAAAAGUUGUCAUCUUAGAACUCUCCUCAUCUAAAGGAACCUGUAAAAAACCUUGAGCAGCAUCCAGGGUGGAAAAAUAUUUUGCAGCUGAAAAUUUUAGAGUCAACUCCUCUAAUGUUGGAAUUUUAAAAUAAUGCCUCUUGAUUGAUCGAUUCAAAUCUGCUGGGUCCAGACAAAUUCUUAGGUCUCCAUUUGGCUUUCUCACAAUUACAAAUGCAUUCACCCAUUCUGUACUUCCAUUCACUCUUUUUAUAACCCUCUGAUGUACUAACUGAUCUAAAGAAUGCUUCAUUUUUUCCAUAAUUGGAAAAGGAACUUUUCUAAUUGGAUGAACUACAGGGACUGCAUCCCCUUUUAAUUCAAUUUUAUAAACUUUUUCUAAACAACCCAGACCUUGAAACAAAUAACUAUAUUUAUUGAGCAAUAACUGCAAAUUAUUAUCCCUUUGAGCUAAGGUAUUUGAUGUUUCUAGACUAUCUAUUCUCUGAAUAAGAUUCAAAUCAAUACAUGAUUUCAAACCCAAAAUUGGAAUGCUACUUUCCAUUGUAUUGACAAAAAAUGAAAUUAAAAAUGAUUUUUCUUUAUGUUUACAGUUUAGAUCUACUUUGCCUACAAUUGGAAUACGGUCCUGCGUAUAAGAGCACAAAGUUACUGGGGUUUUAACAAUUUUUGCAGGAUCAAAAUUAAUUUUAUGCAACAAUCUAAUUGGAAUAACAUUUACCAUCGCUCCUGUGUCUAGCUUGAAAUUGAUGUUGUGUUGCUGUUCAACUGUCAGUACCAUAGCCCACGACACUCCUCCAGGGCCUGCUGAGACUCCAUUCACCUCAGAUGCCCGGAUUUCUGAUGUUGAAGGCCAUGUCUCGAUACUAUCUAUGAAAAGAAAAUCACCUUCAGAAUUUUGUCGAUUACUCUCUAUGGAAUUGAUACUUUUACGAAACUUAAAAUGAUUAUUUUUAGUGUUAUGUCUUACAUGAUUCCCAUUGCCAUUUACACCUCUAUCAUUCUGACUGAAUUUAUUGUACCUAUUAAAAGAACUUGAGUAAUUAUUAGAAAAAUUUGAAUUUGAAGAUCUACAAACAGAACCAAAAUGAUUAAAAUUUUUACAUAACUUGCAUUGUUUUCCUCUUGCUGGACAGCGCUGUUGAAGUCCAUGGCUGUAUCCACAUUUUCCACAUUUCGGUCUCUGUUGUCCCUUAUUUUUAGGACCAUGAAAGUUGAUUGGUGGGGCUCUGAGUCUUGAUAUGGCAUCAAUAUGUUGAUCACCUGACGAACCAUGGGCGGAGGAACCAUUUGUGAUGUAUUUGUUUCUUUCUUUGGUCUUCUCUGAAUUGAUGCAUGUUUUAAUUACAUCAUCCAACGUGGAAUUUUCAUCCAACAAUAGUCUUUCUCUCAAGGAUUCAGAUAAAAUGCCACAUAUGAUAAUAUCUUUGAGUAGGGAACUUUCCAAGUCCCUAAGUUCGCAAGAUAAAGCAAAAUUCUUGAUUUCAGUAAUAUAAUUUUCCAUAGUUUGUCCUUCUUUCUGUUUGCAUUUUAACAAUUUAUAUCUUUCAUAGGAUAAAUUAGUUUUAGGCGAGAAAUGUGCAUCAAAUUUUUCAAUCAAUUUUUCAAUUUUGUUUUCAUCAGCUUCAGCAAUUUUGAAAGUAUUAAAAAUACGCAUACCUUCAUCUCCAAUUAAGGUCAAAAGCUGGGCACAUUGAGUAGCUUCAUCCUUUUUUGAAAUUUCUGUGGCUCUGAGGUACAUGAUGAAUCUUUGUUUCCAGAAUCUCCAAUUUUCGGACAAAUUUCCCGAAAAUAUCAUCGGUGAAAUACCACGGAAGUCCAUUUUCUUCUUUUUAUUCCAUAAAAUUUUAAAAAACUUCUAUACUUUUUAAGAUGAUUGCCGAUUUUCAAAAAUUUCCGACUACGCCAUGUCUUAUCUUAUGUGUGGUUAGGAGGAGGAGGUUGUGAAUUAAACGACGUUCUAGUGGACACUGAAAUGAUUUAUUGUAAAUCCGCAGGUUGACAAUUGACAUUAAACUACGUCAUGUGACGAGGUGUGCGUUCAUGUUCAUACUUUACAGUUUUAACUUGUUAAAAAAAAAAUUGCGACAUUUUAAAGUUGUGUUGAAUAUCAUUGCAACAAACAUGAAUUUUGUGAUUCCAUAAAAAAUUAAAAAUCUAAGUUAAUUUUACAAAUAUGCUUGAAUUUGAACAAAGGUAUGUAAAAUUGAUUUGAUUUUAAUUAAUUUUUGAAAGUAUUAAGGGCGGAUAUAAAAAAUUAAAAAAAUAUAGAAAUUAUAGAUUUUUUUGGAAAGAAAACAAAAAAAAUCUUACAAGGCUAUGUUUUGGUAUUUAGGCAUAACUUUUAAUUCUAAACAACUUUUCUCUAUAACAUUUUGCUGAAUUUUCUAGAAUAAGAGUACUUUACAGUACCAGCUUUGAUAUUGUUUGAGCUACCCUGUAUGCCGUUUGACUUGCAACCAUUCUAAGUGUACCUAAUAUGAUUAUCAGACAUGCACCAACUUUUGGCCUUGUUUGUAUUUGGAUUGUGCUAUUACUAAAAAAAAUCCCCAUAUGUUGCACACUUAAAAAAUCACACUGUACAGGGUGGUCCAAAUUGGACACUUUCUUAUGGAAACACCCUUUAUUUUUAGAGAUAGAAAAAAAUGGACCCCCCACUCUGAGGCUCAAAUUUCAUGAAAUCUUGAUUGGUGCAAACCGCAUUUUGAUAUCUUCAACCGUUUUGCCGCUAGAGAGCGAUUCUCGAUUUUGAGCAAUACUGUAAAGUCUCCAUAACUUUUUUGUUUAUGAAAAUAAUUCAUUUCCGUAAAGACCUUUUGGAAGCACUUUUUCAAGCAGAAUUCAGUGACGUUCUUGGUUUUUUUCUGUUUGGCUUCGAUUUCGAAAUAUUGAUCAAAAUCCGAUUUUUUUCAAUAUGACACUCUAUAUAUUAAUAGCUCAUUGAAAAGCUCUGCUUUUGCUGAUUUCAAUGAUAUAGGAUUCGAUAGGUUUAUCUCUAACGGUUUUCGGGAAAAAAAAUAUUUCGGUUUUUGUCAUAAGAAACAAUGUGUUAGAAAGAGACCUUUCUCAAUUUCCUUACAGAGAUAAAGUCCUUUUCCAACACAUUGUUUCUUAUGGCAAAAACCGAAAUAAUUUUUUUUCUCGAAAACUCGAAAUCGAAGCCAGGCAGAAAAAAACUAAGAAUGUCACUGAAUUCUGCUUGAAAAAGUGCUUCUAAAAUGUCUGUACGGAAAUGAAUUAUUUGCAUAAACAAAAAGUUAUAGAGGCUUUACAGUAUUGCUCAAAAUCGAGAAUCGCCCUCUAGCGGCUAAACGGUUGAAGAUAUCAAAAUGCGGUUUGCACCAAUCAAGAUUUCAUGAAAUUUGAGCCUCAGAGUGGGGGGUCCAUUUUUUUCUAUCUCUGAAAAUAAAGGGUGUUUCCAUAAGAAAGUGUCCAAUUUGGCCCACCCUGUACAGGGUAUUUGAUUAUAUUUGGCACCAUACCUACAGCCUUUACUAUUUAAGAUAGAAAAAAAAUUUAAAUACAAAACUUGACAGUUUUUUUCUAUAUUUUCUUUUGACAGUAUCAGAAAAAACAAAAUCGCAUCGGAAAAUGGAGAAACGUAGGCAACUUCAACUUUUUUCAAUGGAACACCCUGUAUAUUAUUGCGAUAAAAUUAAAGAUAUUUUCUUCCUGAUUCCAAAUAUAUAUAUACUGAUCAUAUUUGAGUGAGUCGUUUUUAAUAUAUCUUAGCUUAACAGUAUCGGUUUUAGGAUGCCCUAAGAUAACAAAAUUACAAAUAAAAAAUCCAGGUCCGUAUUUAAAAAUAGUAAGUUGAAGAUGACCGCCUGAAGACGAAACGUCGAAUUUUAAAUUUAGUAGCACCGUCUUCUAAAGGGGAAAAAGUGACAAUGAUGAAGUGACCUUCAUUUUAAAAUUGCUUUUCAAAUAAGCCCGGGAAAAAAUAAAAACGAUUUUACAAAAUUUCGGUUUUUUCCGAAUAUAUUCGGAAUUUUUCUAAUUUCAAAACGGCAUUCUAUUGUUCAUAAAAUUGCACAACUUUGCCAUAAUUUAACCGACCCUGUAUCUCUCACGGUUUUCAAGAUCCCAAUGAUGAGGCUCGAAUUUGGGCCACCCUGUACAUAAAGAAAAUACUUGCUAUUGCUCUAUAGGCAGAACACAUAGCCUGUUUACAACUUGUUUCAAUGUUCCAGAAUGAGUUUUCACCGAUACUACGCGUGUGAUGUUAUCACUACCUGAAAAUACUUCACAUAUUUUUCCAGUUUUCCAGAGCAUUGGUGAUACAUUAUCAUCGCGAAUAAGAACAAGUAAUCCAGGUUUGACGAUUUGCGAAUCAUCAAUCAUCCACUUAUUUCGUUAUUGUAAAUUGUGCAGAUACUCGUUUGACCAACGUUUCAAAAAAUGUUGUACCAUUUUUUGGAUUUCCUGGUAUUUUGAAAGUCUAUUUGUCGGAAUGUGCUCAAUAUUUUCUUCAGGCAGUGCAUUCAAUUGUCGUCCAAUCAGAAAAUGUCCAGGGGUGAGGGUAUUAAAAUCGUUAGGAUCGUUGGAUAAUGGGCACAAAGGUCGGGAAUUCAAUACGGAUUCAAUUUGGGUAAGAAUAGUAUAUAGAUUCUCAUGUUCAGCGACUACUCUAACUAAAUGAUACUUCAUGCUUCUUACGGCGGAUUCCAAAAUUCCACCAAAAGUUGGAGAGCGAGGUGGAAUGAAAUGCCAUGUCACACGAUUUUCCAACAAAAAUUCUUUGGCUGUUAAAUCAGAUUGUAUUAUAUUUAAUUUGUCAUAGACCUCAAAAAUGUAGUUUUUUGCCCCAAGAAAAUUUGAACCAUUAUCAGAGUAUAUGUCAUUGCAAAUCCCUCUUCUUGAUAUGAAUCUUUUCAACGCGUUGAGAAAAGAAUGGGUAGAUAGAUCACCCACCAGUUCUAAAUGUAUUGCUUUUGUACAAAGACAAAUAAAUGAAAACACAGAUGUACGUUUUAACUAAUUUUCUGCAUCUCAAAGUACCAUCUUUCACCAGAAUAGGGCCUGCAAAAUCUAUACCUGUAGAAGAGAAUGGCGAUGAAGGAUUAACCCGAGCUGAAGGUAUUAAAUGUCCCAUAAUUGGGAUUAUUGAUGGUGGUUUGAUUUCAAAACAUAAUAAACAUUUCCGUAAAAACUUUCGGACUGUGGACUUACCGUUUAAUAUCUAAUAUUUUGUUCUAAGUGAAGAUAGUACAGUUUGAAUACCACCAUAUAAAGUUCAUAUGUGCUCAUGUAUUACAUAUUAAUAAUUCAGAAAAAUAAUGAUUGUUGGGUAAUAAAAUAUGAUUUUUUAUGGUCUGGAGAUAAGUUGGAAAAUUUCAAUCGUCCUCCUACUUGCAAAAUAUCAUUUUCAAUGUAUGGAUUUAAGGAUAAAAAUUUACUGUUUUUUGAAAUAUGUCCUUUGGUCUUGAUAUCAUUUAUUUCAUGCUUGAAAUAGAAACAGAAAAAAAUAGAAAAAUAGGGAGCAAACUGAUAUGCUUGUUCAAGCUAGGUUCUCAUAGCUAGGUAAUUAUGAUGUAUGCUGUCGUUUUUCUCUUAGGAGUGUCUUUUUUUUGUGUUUUUCAGCAGUUGAUCUGACUUGUCGGUAGCUUCCUGUUGCUGUCGUGCUAUUUGGUUUGCUUAAUCCAUCUUCUUGUUUGGUUGUGGAUUUUGUUGUUUUUACAGGUGUUCCUAGCUUGUAGCUACAGCGGCUUCUGGGGCCUUGUUAUUUUGAGCUCUGUCAUAUUGUUAAUUUGAGCGGCGUCUGGGGCCUUGUUGGUUCGGGCGGCACCUGAGGCCUUGUUGGUUAGGGCGGCGACUGAGGCGUUGUUGAUUUGGGCGGCGUCUGGGCCUUGUUCUUGGUUAAGUUUGAAGGACCAUAAAAGAUUGGCCGAGUGGUUUGGCCGUAGUAGGUUUUUGUGAGUGAAACAACGUUGAUAUUUGAAUACUAGUUGAAUACUGAUUUUUUAAAUCUUCUGGCGAUAAUUUAUAUUAAAAUCCUACAUAAACUCACAUUGCUCUUGGCGCGCGUACCGAGAAACUUUGAACGAGGCAACUUCAUCCUUUCGGCAGGUUUUGCGCAGAAUCCUGGAUUCUGACGACAAGUUCCAGUCCAAGAAUCCGAAUUUUCUAAGAUUUAAUAUAGAAAAAUGUAAAUACUGGACCUAUGAGCACUAUGGUCGGACUGAUUUUGGGUUCCAAUGAUAUCAAUCAUGGCAUAGAAGUAUGUACAUACAUGCCAAUAUUGUCAAGAUCGAGUAUGCAAAUAAGGAGCUUGAAGAUUUCAAGAAACGAAGGCUGUGGUCCCAAAUUUGUUUACAGUAAUUGCUUGAAGAAAGUUAGAAUGAAUCCUGUUGCAAUAGAAAUGGAUUUGCAUUCAAGGUCAGCAUCUGUAGAAUCAUACUUUUUAUAUGCAAACACAGUGGAAAGUAUGAAAGUAAAUAAAUAAUAAAUUCGCAGUGAAAAACUUCGUUCGAAUCUGACACGAGCUAAAUCGAACGAAACGAAACUAAGAUUUUAAUCUUCGCUUAGUUUAGCUAAAAUGACCGAGGGUAUAUUUGAGAGAAUGGUAACUAAUUUACUGAAAGCUUAUCUUCGCUUAGCUUAGUUUCGUUCCGCUCGCAGUGGCCGCCCGCCUUGAGUCUUUCCAGCGAGGUUUGCAUGAUAUAUGAUCAAAUUUAUGCUCGUAGAGAUGAAUAUGUAUCAUUUAUAGGAAGGUUUCUCAAAAUUGAUGGAAUUAUGCUUUUACCAUCUAACUCCUUUUACAAAACAGGCAUCUUUUAAAUGUUAGUUUGUCUACGUUAAUUUUACCUUCUGGUAUUUCUUUUGAACAUAUCAAACCAAUUGAGGUUCAGCCAAUAUCCCUUCAAGUCCCAUGUCUCGCCAUUUGCAACGUUUUAAGAAAUAACAUAGAAACCCAGUAUGCUCCAGAACCAACUAGGAGAAGAACCAUCUCCCCCGCCACAAAAAUCUGAAAAAUAAAAUAUGUGAUAGUGAUAAUACCUCCGCUUCUACUGGAUAGUUUAGAUUACAGUGCCUCUAUACAAGACAGUGGCGACAAUAGCGCCUAAGCUCCGCCCAUCCGCCAUGUUUUGUCAAACACAGUCAAUAAUGUUAUUGUUUUUUCUUUUCUUUCUGUUCUAACUUUUUAUCACAAAAUAGUCAAUAACAGGCACAAAUAACCAAAAACAAAAUUAUAUUAACAUAAAAUUGCAUAAAUCUCCGUAGGAUCAAAUGGUUAUCACAAAUAACUUUAGCGCCUAAGCUCCGCCCUCCCGCCAUGAUUUGUCAAACUCAGUCAAUAAUGUAUUUGUUUUUUCUUUUCCCUCUGUUCUAAUUUUUUUGUCACAAAAUAGUCAAUAACAGGCACAAAUAACAAAAACGAAAAUAUAUUAACACAAAAUUGCAUAAAUCUCCAUGAAAUCAAACAGUAAACACAAAUAACUUUCAACAAAACAUAGCCAAUAUUCUGCAGUCAAUCAAAAAUGAGCCCUCUAUUGUCGCCACUGUCUUGUAUAGAGGCACUGUAGUUUAGAUGAUGGUCGAUAUUGUCUAGUAUACAAAUAGGAAGCUUAAAGAUUUCAAGAAACGGGGGCCAUGGAUGAGUUUAAUUAUUGUGAACCCAAAUGUUGUCACGGUAAGGUCUUGAGUCUUGCCAGCGAGUCCUCCAUGGUGUAUGACUGGUUAUAUUACGGAGCCGCUUAAUUUCACCUUCUGGUAGUUCUCUUGAGCAUAUUAUACCAUUUGAGGUUCAACUAAUAUCCCUUCAAGUUUCAUGUCUUACUACCUUUUGCAACAUUUUAAGAAACAACAUAGAAAUUCAAUAUGCUCCAGAACCAACUAGGAGAAGAACCAUCUUCUCUGCCAGAAAAACCAGGAAAACUAAACAUGUAAUAAUACCUUAGCCUUUAUCAGAUAGUUCAGAUGAUGAAUCGCACAUUAUAAUAGUUCCUAGAUUCCUAGAUACAAUAAUGAAGAACGUCGUGUAUUUGAAAGAGACAACCAUGUUCACUCUGUAAGGGUUUCCAUGAGAGUUAAUAAUAUGGGUAAAGUGGAUAUAAAUAGAAUAAAUGAGAAUGGGCCAUUAGCAUUAGCAGACCCUAGUAAUAGCCAGGAAGAGAUGGAAUUUUCUGGACGUUUGGGGAUCUUCGUUUUGAAGACCACAUUUUGACAUUUUCAUUGGGCUAUUUUGCUGUGAUGGCCGUAAGGGCGCGAGCGGGUCAAUUUUGCCUGAUUUGAAUCAAACCUCCGAUAUGGAAUUGCAUUUUGGGACCUCUCGAAUGUGCUAUUUGUCUAGCAUAAAGAGGCUGCAAAUUUUAUUGCGGACAUUGGAAUCAUGCAGGCUCUAUUUUCUUUCUCCAAGAAUUUCAACUCCCUUCUUAUAGGUAUCAUCAUUAGAGGAUGUUUUCCAAAUUGAAUAGCACAAUUUUAAAUAAUGUUGUUUCAUGACACAUUAUAUUUUCACUGUUGAAACUCUCAUUAUUUACCAUGUAAAAUAAACGACUUAUAUGUAUUUUAAUUAUUUAAAGAUUCCCACCUUUUUUUUCUUAAUUAAGUACUAUAUCGCCAAGGGUGACUUUAAAUACGUAUUGCAUGCAGUAUACUUCUGAAAUGUUAUACAUUUUUGGUUUUGAAGGUGAACUAGUAUAUUCUAAAUUAAAACUAACUAAAAUAGUGACGUAACUAAACAAAAAAAAAAAGACUAACUAUACCAAAAAUUUUGGUAUAUACGCUUAAUAUUAAUUAUUGAAAUAUAAUUGAAAUCCUCUUUAACAAUGGCUUUACAAGUAUUUGUAUAAAAAAUAAUAAUGUAAAAAAUAAUCGCUUUUUUCUAACUUUUUUUUUCCAAUGAGUGUAGAGGGUGGUUAGAUUAAAAUUUAAUUUUUUGCAUAAUAAUAAUUAUUGCAAAAAAUCGAAUGGUGAUAAGGUAGGGUUACAUGUAUGUAUUAGAGAAAACCCCUAAUUAUUAGUUAUUUCCAAUUUUUUAAGCAAAUGCAAGUAUGUAUGUAGUAAAGAAAACCACUUAAUUAAAAACCCAGCUCAGAUGCUUCAAAAAAUUUAUCCACAUAGAGCAUACAUAGGUUUAAAAAAAUGUUAACAAUCAAAAAUGUAUUUUUUCUUUUCAAAGAUUUUUAUUUGUAGAUAUUUUGUUAAUUUUAUUUUUGUCUAAUUUCACCAGGAACAUGAUUUUAUAUGUAUAUAGAACCUUUUUUUUUUUACAGCAAUUAAAAUUAAAGGACAACAGUUUUUGUUAGUUAUUAAAAAAUUAAUUUGUUUAAUUCAUAGUGAAUUUUUUUAUGAGGUGUUCCAAAAACAACAAUUUACACCAAUUUUUGGAACAGCAUUUCAUGAUUUGCUAUUCGUUCACAGUUUGAAAACUUUUACAGCCAUAUAAUAAAUGGAAUAUGUGAAUGCGGGUGGAAUUGUUUAAUUUGAUUAUUUUAGGUAAAUGCUCAAAAUUAUGUCAAACAUUAAUUCAAUAUAGCCAGCCUGUUAUCCUUUGUCUUUAUUUCUGUAAAUUAUUUUUUUUCUGUUAAUUUAAGCUAUAACAAAAAAAAAAAACACAAGUGAUUUAUUUAGUGUAAUAACGAAUUGAAAGAAAUACUUAUGAUGACAUAUUAAUUAUUAAAGAUUUUUUAGUCAAUACAAUUAUUGUACAUAAUUUGUUAAAACAAAGCUACUAUUUGUGUCAAACUUGAUUAUGAUUAUUAGUGUAAUUUUUUAACUUAAAUUAUAUAGUCAGCUCGUAAAACAACAAUAAUUUGUGUUUCAGUUUUUAGUUGCCCCUCACAUAUCUGUCCAAUGCUUCAUCGGGAUACCUAUGUGCUUUUUCCUACUUAGUGUCCCUUGACACACUUAAGCGAAAUAAGUAUUCCAUGUGCGGAUGUACCGGGUGUCCAAAUAAGAAAGGUCGCCGGCUAUAUCCCAGGAACUAUUAGUCCUAGAGCUUCCAAGUAAAAAUUUUUUUUAUAAAAUAGGCCAAAAUUGCUGGAAAUAGUUUUCAAGUUUGUAAGUUGACCGCUAGGGGGCGCAACGAACACUCGAAAACAUAAUACUGUGAUUAUCUUCAAAAAACGCCCACUUAAGGUAUCCUAAAAAUAUGAUUAUUGAAAUCUUGAUGAGAUUACGAAAAAAUUUUGUUAAGGAUUUUUUGCUCUAACUCUUCAAAUAAGAGGUGGGGGAAGGUUCAAACUUGUCAGGAACAAAAGUUAUAUAACUUUUUUGUUUUUCAACCGAUUUAAAUGAAUCUGGUGUCAUUUGGAAGAGUUUUUUUCUGUUUAAUGAAAUGCAUAAUAAAAAUGACCAAAUUAAAUUGUUUUGUUGCCGCUAGGGGGCGCUGUGUCUAAAAGUCGACAAUUUUCCAUUUUUUCUUGGAAAUUUCAAAUAUAAUGAUGCUUUUUUUAUAAUUUAGAUGGAAAGAGGAUGAAUAAAUAAGGAAACUGGUGAAAACCGCAAGUCUGAAUCUUUAUCCUAGCCCAAAAUAUAAAUAUGUAAACAAAUAUUUUCAAUAAAAAAAAUUUCAGAAAAAAACCAUCUUGCCUUCCUUUUCGGGAUGGAACAAAAAAAAUCUUAUUUUUUUACGG
Ceutorhynchus assimilis (cabbage seed weevil) is the source of this 26955-nucleotide messenger RNA. Lineage: Eukaryota; Metazoa; Arthropoda; Insecta; Coleoptera; Curculionidae. The record is from the annotation of a GenBank genome assembly.